AUGGCUAUGCUGGCCUCGGGCCGCCCGUGGUUGAAGACGGGGCCGGUGGUGGUGGUUGCAUCGCGCCGAUGGCUCCAUGCGAGCCGCAAUGGGCUGGCACUCGUCAACUACUACACCAUCCUAGGCAUCCGGCCCGAGGCUUCACAGCGUGAGAUUAAAGCUGCCUACUACAAGCAGUCCAAGAUGCACCAUCCCGACGUUGCAGGCGAAAGCCCAGAGACCGCUGGCCGCUUCGCUCUCAUCAGCGAAGCCUACUCCGUCCUCUCCCAUCCCGUGAGCCGCCGAGCCUACGACCGAACCGGCCGUGCCCCUUUGGCUGCCCAUGACUCGCCUGGCGCUUCGGGAACGGGAGGGCACAUGCGCAAUGAGCGGCAACGGGGUCCGCUUGACUAUCAAACCCAGUACAACUUUCAAGAGUUUUAUCGCCACCACUAUGGUGAGGCUAUCCGCCGCCGCCGCGUGCAGCAACAGCGGAGGCGGGAGUACUCAGAGCUGCUCAAGGAGGAUCAAACAAGCGCCACCACCACAGCAGUCAUCCUUACUCUAGCCUUUGGCGCUUUUCUCAUGUCACGCGGACUCUAA
Monosiga brevicollis MX1 is the source of this 582-nucleotide messenger RNA. RefSeq lists its product as uncharacterized. The transcript is spliced from 5 exons. The record is from RefSeq and is a predicted model, not a curated record. The coding region runs from base 1 to 582 and encodes 193 amino acids. NCBI's taxonomy places the organism in Eukaryota, Choanoflagellata, Craspedida, Salpingoecidae.